Molecule: messenger RNA, 5753 nt
Organism: Acanthopagrus latus (yellowfin seabream)
Lineage: Eukaryota; Metazoa; Chordata; Actinopteri; Spariformes; Sparidae
Gene: paplnb
Product: papilin b, proteoglycan-like sulfated glycoprotein
Exons: 13
Coding region: 3163-4869 (568 amino acids)
Molecular function (GO): serine-type endopeptidase inhibitor activity
Source: RefSeq, a predicted model, not a curated record
AAUAGCAGCAGCGCGACCACCGCCCUCACCUAGAGUGAAUAUAGUUUGUAGCUUCUGUGACGUGGGCCGCGCCUGGAACAGGAUCCACGCUUCACACACAAUCUAACUUAUCUUCAGCCUGCAUGUUGAAAACAUCCUGGAUGCUCUGUGAAUAACCACAGAAACAAAUAUUUGUUUCACUGAAGCCUGACUUGAGUAUCGAGCGCCUUGAGAGCUGCUACAGCAGGAGAAUGGAGUCGAAGCCAGAGCCAGAGCCAGAGCCAGAGCCAGAGUCUGAGGCCCAGGCCCAGGCCCCAGACAACGCCGAGGCCGGGACCCUGGACGCGUCCGGCUUUGAGGUAACCGCCGACCGGCUGGAGCAGCUGAUGAAGAGCAUGGAGGUGCUGCUGACGGACGUGGAGCAGCUGCGGAGCCACUGCAGCCACCAGACCACCGAGCUGAUGCGUGCGGCCGUGGACCUGAGGAAGCAGCAGGACGAGCUGAAGGAGAGCUACGCGGAUCUGUCCAGGGAAAUGCAGGAGAUCAUGGAUUCAGUGGAUGAGCUGUUCAGCACCAAGAGUGCCUUUGAAGCCAAAGAGAAGCAGGCACAGAAACUGAACCGGCAGCUCUGAGGAACGGAAAGCGUCUGACGGACUGUUUCUCAAUGAGGAGAAAAACAAAAGAGAAACUGUGUGUGUGUGUGGGGGGUGUGGUUUUGAAUUUGGAUGUGUGAGUUCUGAUUUAAAUUCUGGUUUGGAUGUGUGGUGAGAUGCUGAGGUCUCCAUGGCUUUAAUUAGAUUCUUUAAUGGCAUUAUAUAAACUUCUUGUUGUGCAACUUGUAAGGUCGGUAUCAGUCAAACACUCUCACAACCCAAUCGCCACAACUUACCAUUUUUUCAUGUCACGACUUUGUGAUCUUUAAGUUAAAUUUUCUACGUUGUGAAAUCGCUGUGUUUCUGAUCGGAUUAGGUUUUGGCACAAAAAGUCAGGAUCAGGAACGGCUCACGCUUCGUCUCAUCAAAAAUAUCCAGUGGUUUCAGGCUUUUAUGUGUUGAGCAGUAAACUCUGGCUUGGCAGUCUCGCACAGCUGUCACCCCACCACUGUACCCAUCCUGUGGAAGCCCAUUUCAGCAAGUUAAAGGGAAAAAAUGGAAAAAAUGAAUGAAAAGUAAGUUAUCAGUGCUGAAAGGACGCUAAGAGACAACAACCAGCCCACAUCCUGCUCAGCGCGCUGCCCAUCUGACAAAAGCAAGAGUCCUCAAUUCACCUGAGUUUAAGGCCCUUUAUGGAGCACAGCAGACUCAACCCUCGUGAUGUAAAAUGACAAUUAAGUGAACAUUCAGCCAUUAACCUUUAUGAUUAUAGGAUAGAAGGUCAAAAUGAUGAGAUCAGAAUUCCAAAUUAUUACACAAGAAGUCAAAAUUUUGGGACAAAUAGUCAUAAUUUUGUGAAAAGACGCUUAGUUUUCAGUACAUUAUUUCUUUAAAGGUGCACUAUGUAGUUGCAUGUGUGGCACAAGAGUGGCAGUGAGGACCAGGAAAUGCGUUACCUCAUGUUAAGGCAUCAUUCAGUAAUGAAAACGAAGACAGUUUGUUUAUGUAAGCUUAAAACAACAGCCUAGAGGGUUUUUUUCUAUUUUGAUUAAAAUGUCAUCCCGAAAAACUCCGCAGUGCACCUUUAACUGGCUGAAAUUGGCUUCCGCACCACCCCUUCCACGUCCCAACAUGUAAGUCAGCUCGCCGUGUAGCGUGAACGUAUUGUACCGGAGAAAUCUCACGCGCAAAUCCGAACAUCCGUAGUUUGCGGCACCAACAUUUUGCCCUGGCGACUGAAAAGCGCCAUGAAACAUGCAUGAUUCUGUGUUACUGCUCUUAGUCUAGUAAAUGUAACAAUAUGCAUUAAAGCAUCACAAAUUGCAACCUCAAAAAUAACCAUAAAGUUAAUGAAACACACACACAUUACGAGCUCUCCUAGGGUACAAUUUGUUGUACUUUCACACUAGAUUGCCGUGUGCUGCUGUUUUUAACACAGGCGAUGACAAGACUGCGCGGGCCUACGCUGCGUGUCGACGGAUGAUUUACUAUCACUUCUGCUGUCAUUGUAUUUUUUCUUUUCUUUUUUUUGCGCCCACCCGCUAACAAACACACAUGUCACAGCCACGAUUUACCGUCACCAAAGCAUUCUACGUUGACAGUUAAGUAUAUAUGUCUCUCUCAUCAGCCCGGAUGACUCCUGCAGCUUUAAUCACUGUUGGUACAUCCUCCAUAUUCUCGUCCCCUCCAGGCACAUGCUCCACUGUGGUUUCUCCCUGAAAUAAACCAAAAUAGAUCCUCAAGGCGAUCUUUACCUCACGCCAGCUCCUCUUCUGUGAAUUAUUGGUCUGUGUUUAGUGGUUAUGGGAUGUGUGAAAGGGACACUCAGUGGCCAGCAUCCUAAAAAAAACUUCAUAUUUUCUGUCAACCCUCAAAUCUCAUUUUAGUGUGUUUCUUAUGGAAAGGCUGAAUGGAUAUUAUUGCUUUCAAAUGUGCAAUUCAUGUACGGCAACCAUUAAAUGAUGUGUACCAAAAUACAAUGUUGUCUUCUUCUGUACUGGCGUAAAUCGUGACUUUACACAUUUUUUGUAGUUUUUCUUUUGCUAACUUCAUAAUUGUUGUUUUUGAUCAUUUGGCUUAACAGAUGAGAGAAAUAACUACGACAUAAAUAGUCUGAGGGUGUUAACUGCAAACACCCUGCACCAGAUAGAAGAAAUCACAGCUUAUAUUCAACAUCCCAAAAGUCCCAAAAUCUUUUUUCGGGGGAGAAAAAAAAAACAACUGUUUCUCUGUGUGGUUGAAACCUGACACUUUAUGGGUUGUGGUGUUGGUGAGCAGAGAGGGUGAGGAGAUAGAAAGCUGGGUGUCAGUGCCUACAUUUACUGCCGAGGCGCACAUCUCUCUGGACUGCUGGCCGAACAGCUGGCGAUUCACUUCAAGAAGGUAAGAUUAAAGAGGACCUGGUGACAACUUUUGAAACACUUUGCAUAUUUAAUGCAGAUUUUCAUCAUUGGAAAAGAAAUCACAAAGGAUAUCAAGAAAUGUUGGUAUAAUCAGAUGUGUACAUUUAUUAAAUGCACAUACCUGGAUUCGAUGUUUAGUUACUUAGUUUCUAUUCUCAUCAGAAGGUCUGCAGAAGCCUCUGGCAAACAUGAACAUCCUCCAAGUCCUGGGUCUCCUCGUGCUAUCUGGACCGGCUUUUAUUCUGACACGGCCAGCCGAUGACUACUGGGGAGAGUUUGGAGCCUAUGGGCCCUGCAGUCGCACAUGUGGCACAGGAGUCGCCAUGAGGACCAGAAAGUGUAUCACGUCAAGGACAGACGGAGGACAUAACUGCCUAGGAUCUUCCAAAUCCUAUCGAACCUGUAAUACACAAGCAUGUCCAGUUGGAUCCAAGGACUUCAGGGAGGAGCAGUGCUCCCAGUUUGACAGAAUGGACUUUCAGAACAAACACCACACAUGGGUUCCUUAUUAUGGAGGAUCCAAUCCAUGUGAGCUGAACUGUGUCCCAAGAGGAGAGAACUUCUUCUACCGACACAGACCUGCAGUGGUGGAUGGGACUAAAUGUUACGUGGGCCGCAGUGACAUCUGUGUGGACGGCAUCUGCAGGCUCCUGAUCCACGGAGACUUCAUGGGCUUGGAUGAAGACACCAAUUCCGUGCACUCCUCUGCUCCUGUCGCCGUCGCUCCACACCCCAGGGAGACGCUCACAUACAUGUACAAGGCUGGUGUCUAUGGCGAGUGCUCGGCCGCCUGCAACGGAGGCAUGCAGUAUCGCAGCGUGGCGUGUUGGGUUCAGGACCCAGUGAACCCCCGUGUGGUGGAGGAAACUUACUGCAUCACCCAGCGCCUGCAGAGGCCAGCGAGCCAGCAGGCCUGCAACAUGCACUCCUGUGCUGCAGAGUACAGCGUGUCCAGCUUCAGUGUGUGCUCUGUGACUUGCGGGGAAGGCCAGCAGAUGAGGGAGGUGACCUGCGUGGGCUCAGGAGGUGAACGUCUCCCUGACCACGCCUGUAGUGGGCUGGCAAGGCCAUCUUCCGUCCAGGCCUGCCGCAGACCUGCCUGUCACACACACAUCACCUGGCACGUGACUGACUACGGACUGUGCACCAGAAGCUGCGGUGGUGGUGUGAGGGAGAGGAGAGUGGGCUGCUAUGAUACGGAUUUGAACCCCUACCCAGAGGCCCGCUGUGGAACAGCAAGCAGACCUGUUUCUGUGGAGACAUGCAACUCACAGGCCUGCCCCGGAGCACAAACGGUCCCAAGUGUACAGGACCCGAGGGCACAUGAAACCACCAUGAGAGGAUUUGUGCCCCAUGUUCCAGGAGACCCUUCAGCUUCCAGGCCACAAGUAAACACUGCAUAUGAGCCGUACCCUUCUGUGAUUGGUCCUCACUGUGCGCAGUCAUUCUAUGGCUGCUGUCCUGACGGGUACACCUCCGCCUCGGGGCCCAGAAACGAGGGCUGCACCCAAGAGGACUGUGUUCGCACGAGAUACGGCUGUUGUUUGGAUGGGGUGACUCCGGCUCAAGGAUUCGGAAGGGUUGGAUGUCCUGAGUACCGGACAAGUGUGUCAACUGCGCGCACACCACCACCACCACCACCUGUCCAGCAAUCCACCGGAGCCGUGUGCUCCCUGCCUCGUGAUGAGGGCCCCUGUGAUACGUGGAAGGUCCGCUUCUACUAUGACUCAACCAUGGGAAAAUGUACCGAGUUCUGGUAUGGAAGCUGCCAAGGCAAUGGCAAUAACUUUGGGUCCCUGGAAGCAUGCCAGAGAGAGUGUGGGGGUGUGAUGAGGCAGUCCCCACCUGCUGUUCGCAGAGGGUCGCCCAGGGUUGCUGUGAGGGCAAGGGCAUAACCAUGCUCUCCACUAAUACCUCCAUAAUUAAAAGGGAUAACCAGGGUGAAGCAUGGUAUUUGUACACAUGUAGUAUUCACAUAUAUGAAGACACAAACAGACAUGUAUUGCUAAAUGUACCAAAUCUAAUCUUUCAUUUAAACAUCUGACAUACACAGUACAUUAACAGUUAUCUAGAUAACUUCACAUUAUAACUGAUAUGAUCUCAUCUCAUGAUCUUCAUUGUUCUGAUUUAUUGGCAUUUUGUUUGUAAUGCUAAGUUCAUUCAUUUAUGUAUUUUGCCUGAUACAUCAGGACUAAAAUUUGAAAAAUGUUAAUGUGAUUCACCAACUUAAAUCCAAAAGCUAAUAAAUAAAUCUCCUAUCCGAUAACCUUGAAAAAAAACUGGUGUGGUUCUUUGUUGCCAUAUGAAAUAUGAAAUGUUGAUUUUACGUUCCUUCUAUUGAACUAUUAGUCAGGUUUUACAAAGCAAAAUACAAAGGUUCUGAUGUAACAUACUACAUUUACUGAUGAAAUUCAGUAGUAUAGCUGAGGAUUCUCAUUUUUUGUUAUUUUAUGCUUGCUCUUUAUACGCCUAAUGCAUUACAUUUCAUAGAAAAGUACUGAAUUUACUUGCCAAUUUGCCGAUUAGAAUUUUACACACAAAACAAAUGAUGAGUUUAUCAGGCAUUGUUAUAGAUUCAACCACACAGCAUUCAGUAAUAACCAGAAUUGGGAGUGUUUCAAUACAGUUACUAAUUACCCUUUAAAAAUGUAGUCAGUAACGCAAUUCAAGUAUUACAAUAUCAAAGUAAGAUAACUUGAUUCCUUUCUGUUUCUUUUGUAUUACCUUGAUACCAAACAUAUGCAUGCAUAUCUAAUUUCUGUAACUUUACUGCAAUAAA